Molecule: messenger RNA, 6672 nt
Organism: Spirodela intermedia
Lineage: Eukaryota; Viridiplantae; Streptophyta; Magnoliopsida; Alismatales; Araceae
Source: the annotation of a GenBank genome assembly
AUGGCAGAACCUUUCAAGAGGUAUUCCCGGGGGGAAGGGGGGAUGCUUCACUCUGAUUAUCUGUGCGCUUUCGUUCGUCUCUGUCUGCAUUCAUUCGUAUCUGUCGGCAACAACCAGUCAUCUUUACAUCUCCGCAGAGUUGCGUCGAACUGGGUCCUUGAUUUUCUGUUGGUUUCACUGUCGGAGUCAACAGGUUGGUGAAACUCGCGGCCCGUGCUUUCUACGACGACUUCACCACCAAGGGCGAUAACCGGCCGAGGACUGGGAGAAGCGACAAUCGGGGUUUGGGCGUCGUGGUCCUUGACGCCCUCACCAGGUGCGCUUUAUUUUUUUCAGUUCUUUAGAAAAAAAGACAAAAAGACUGGGAACGCGGAUGCAAGAGUAUCAAGUUCAUCUCUACCAACUUGGAGUGCAUCCAGCUAUGUGAGGAAUUCUAUGCAUACGUAAAAAAAUAGGCCUUGGCUGAGUGCAGUGUCACGUGGCCAUGCAAGUAGUAAUAGAGUGGGCCAGCCAGCGGGAUGUCUUCACUUUGCAGUGACCUGUAACGGCUAUAAUCUUACAGUGGACAAUCGCCUUCGCUCUGGAUUUGGAAUAUUCCACGUUGUUUGUUUCCAGAUUCACCUUCAUCAUGUUGCCGGGAUGAGUCACCAAUUUUCCGGGCCAAUUACUGAAAGGGCAAUUUUAUUCCUCCCAAUUCUAAAUUAUUGAAUGGAAAUUGACUCACCAAGAAUGAUAUAUUUGGAAGGACGAUCCAUUAAAUUUGAGUAUUGUCUAUGUCGACGAAUAUCUUCAGUAAAUAAGCAACAAAACUGGGAAUGAUUGGAGCAACCAUAUAUCUGACUCUUUCAGCGAUACAUUGAAGGUCUAAUAUGUGCCAAGCUAGUAAAAAAAAUAAAAAUUCUUCAUCACAUGAUAUAAUAUAUAUGGUCACUGAACUAUAUAUAAAUAGCAUAUUGCAUUAAUAAUGGAGGAGGAUAAUUUUUACUAGGAAUAUAGGACUCCAAGUUUCUUAGAGAAAUAUUGAUUUGAUGAGAUUCUCUUUUAUCCUAUAGUCAAAUAGGGUCUGUUUAUCGCAUUUUAAUUGUACAAGUGAAUGUUUGGAUCAAAUAACUUUGAAAUUUUAUUUCAAGUAGUUAGAAGUUAUAAUUUUAUGUCCUUUACAAACUUAUGUUUUAUGUUUUUCUAUAGCCAUAUUAAUGAGAUACUAAUAAAUUUGAUAAAUAUUUGCUUUUUUGUCGGAUUGGUGUUUAGCUGGCUCGUUCUUUCCCCACUCGGUUUGCAUGGUUCACCAACAGCAAGCAGUAUUUCUAUAAAUAAUAAUUUGAACUUUGCGAAUUUGAAGUGGGCUGUUGUCAUCCUUGAUCCCUGUUUCACUGGAAAACUUGGCAUCAAUUCUUCUAUCGAAAUGAAAUUAUUCUCACUUGAAAACUGGUUCUUAUAAUUGUUCAACGCAUUUUGUUUAAAUUCUAUAUCACGAGUGGGUUUCAAUGAAACAAAUUUGAAAGGAAUGAUUUCAAGUCUGGGGCAUAAUGAAACUUGGAGAUGGAUCAUCUGCAUGUGAACUUUUUUGCCGUGUUUUUGUCAAUCUCUUGUUCUUUUUCGUUCUCAGGCGUCAGUGGGUAAGAGAGGAAGAUUUGGCAAGGUCUUUGAAGGUGCAUAGCAAGCAGCUUCGUCGCAUUUUACGGUUUUUUGAAGAGGAGAAGCUUGUUAACAGGUAUCACCGAAAAGAAGUAAGUAUUUAUCACGGAAGUGCAUCAACAAUGUUUUUCAUGGGGAAUACCAUCCCAUAUGCAACCUUAAAAUUUUCAAGGAGAUGCCAUGGCUUGAUGUCGUCUUGGAGGCUCUAAAAAUCUAGGUAGGCUAGGUUAGCUUGGAUGGUCCUAUUCAACUCCUAUAUAGGGUUUCAAAAAAUACUACUGAUUUGAUUGUGGCAACGACUGUGGUUGAACAUUGCAUGAUUAUGGCAUGGAUCGUGAUCUAGUAUUGGCAUGUCAUGACACAUGGUGUUCACAAAAUGGCGCAGUGUACUUUGAUAUAUGGUUUGCACCAUGUGCAUGGGAUCACAUAGCCAUUAUAUAUACUUUUAAUGGAUAAAUAAGCGUCAUAUAUUAGCAUAUUAUCAUGAUUAACUUAUUUUUAAACUUUAUGAUCUACUGCUUGAUUGCCUUGGUUAUCUUAAAAUUCUCCUUCAAUAUCUAUUGGUAGAACGUCAUACCAGACAACCAAACUAAUAACCAACCUACAAGAGUACCAGACAUCAUUCAGUAGUUUGUAAUCAGACAUGGUCUACAAGUAGGCAAGGGUAUGGUUCUCAUGUCGAGUCCAUCCAUCAGAGAGUCAAUUCGGAUAAAGAUUUAAUAGCUCAGUCGCAUUUAAAACCAAUCUGCGCGUAUCUCCACUGCAUGUUAAAUGAAUAUGAAGUGAACUCGUGCACCUCUAAUCAUUCAACUCACUUGGUGUAAAUAGGAUGUACCUCAUAAUAUUAUCCUGCUGGUCAUCAUCAACAAUAAAUUUUUGGCAUGUUAAGAUUACACCAUGAGAAUUGUAAUUUAUCUGAUGAGUCUCAUGUGAGGCUCCACAAACGAGAUCAAGUCUCUAUCUCCGUAUUGCGUGGGGUAAAUUUUUUAAUAUGAAAUGAUUGGAAAUGUUAUCCGACCGAUUACAACCAGACAUAUCUGAAUUGAAGGGGAUUCCGUUUAUUUUGGAUAUUUUGAAAAAGAUAAAUUCAAAAGAUAGAGGCAGCUUUUGGAAUUCAGGGAAUAUGUAGAUUUGAUAGCGUUACUUGGAUGAAAUUUUAUGGUAAUUUUAUCAAUAUUUACUAAUUCGUGUAGUAUCUGAAGAUUUAAUCGCAUUUGGUGUUGUUUAUGAGGCCUUGAGCGGUUAUAAUUUUGUUAAGUGAACAUAGUUUACAAAGCUGGUGCUAUAAUUUCUAACUGCAUUUGGAUACCUUUUGUGUAUUUUUUCACUACAGACAGUCAAAGAUGCGAAGAUAUCUAGUGCUGUGGUAGCUGCCAUUUGUGAUGGUACUCAAAUUGUCAAAGAGGGUGAUGAAAAGAUGAAGAUUCAUACCCACUCUUAUUGCUGCUUAGAUUAUGCACAGGUUUCCUGGCUAAUGUUUUUCCUUUUUUAUUUUUUCCUGGUCAACUAUCGUGAUACGUCUUUUUGACAUCGUGGGUAGUUUGUUGGUAGUGAAAUCUCAUGGUUGCUAUGAUCAUUUGUUCUCUUAAGCAGUCAUUCCGUACAUUAUCCUUGGAGUUAUUACUCAAAUCAUCGGGUGCAUAUAUACUUUAUUCCUGUUUCUGAUGCCUUUUGGAGGAGCAUACGCUUUGAAGAGUUUGUCGAAGCAUGGAUUCAAAAAACCCUGAUUCUUGGUGGUUUGGCCAAAUAUGCGGGAAUUGAGUACUCAAAUCUUUUACUUCGGGAUUCUCGGAUUAUGCACAGAUUUUCCCGAUAAUAUUUAUUUUCCUUUUUCCUCACCAAUUUUCUGGAUAUUGGAUUUCAUGGACUGGUCAAUGUUGAUGCGAAUCAGUUGAUUAUAGAUUUCACUCAGGCUACUAACCUGGGUCUAUUUUAUACUUUAUUGAACUGUACUCUUAUGUGGUGCACUGCAACUGAUCAUACUGUCGAGUUGAUGGUUUGAUUUUCAAUUUUCGUUAAUAUCAUGCACUGCUGCACGAAUCUCGUCGUUAUGUUUUUAAAUUUCAUAUUAUCGAGCAUGCUUGCAGAUAUAUGAUGUAGUACGAUAUCGGUUGCAUCGCAUGAAGAAAAAACUGAAAGAUGAAUUGGAGGGCAGGAACACGAUUCAAGCAUACAUCUGCCCAAAUUGCAGCAGAAGGUGCUUCUAGCGCUAGUAAAUAUCCGUAGUCUAAUCCUAUUUCAUCUAGUCAGAGUAUUCAUGUCUCGAUGCUGUUCAUGUGCUUAGAUAUUCAGCUUUUGAUGCACUCCAACUUGUAAGCCCAAAUGACGAUUACUUCCACUGCGAAAAUUGCGAUGGGGAGCUUGUUGCUGAAAGCGAAAAAAUAGCUGCUGAAGAAAUGGGAGAUGGGGAGGACAGCUCUAGGAAACGACGCCAUGAAAAAUUGAAGGACAUGCUCCAGAAAAUGGAGGUCAGAUGUCAAUCGUGUUUAACAGCAUUUUCGCAGUUACUAGUUGUACAACUAGAAAUAAUUAGUUGCCUUUUAAUUUGAGCUCCCUUUUGUAGUCACAUGUCAGUAAGAUUUAAUUUUUUAAAAAAACAUUUAUCCUGUUUUUGUUGAUGCAGUGCGACUUUUCUUCGAUUAUAUCUCACACUACCAACUGAUUUUAAUUUUUCUGCAAUAGAUGAUCACGUAGAUUUUUAUUCCCGGAACAAAAAGUGUCACUAGCUAUGCAUCACAGGUGCAGAAGCUGGGACGAAUCCUAGGGUACCUUUGGUGGAUAUUUCAUGGCACUGGUGACGAAUAAAUGUAGUGGAAUAUCUGAAAAGAAAAGCGUUUUGACUUUUGAAGUUGCAAGAAAUUAUCAAAUAGUAUUAAUUUUUUUUGUCAUCCAGCUGCCGACAAAAGGGAUAAAAAGUCCAGGCUCAUCUUCAUGCCAUCAAUUUGAACGCAGCAUGCAGGAGCAUUGUUAGUUUAAUGCACAAAAUUACUCAUCAGACAUAGAUUUCUCUUUGAUUCUCUUUCUUUCCGACUCUUAUGUAAUUUCGGAAACGUUAUGUCGCCGUAGUAUUGUAUGUGAAAUGAUUCCAUAUUCUUUGUCUCUAACGUAUGCAGGAGCAACUUAAGCCACUGACUAUGCAGCUUGCUAGAAUGAAAGAUUUGCCUGUCCCCGAGUUUGGAACACUCCAAGCAUGGGAAGCCAGAGUCAAAGCUACUCAUGUUGCAACAACGGGUGAUGCGAGUCUGGCUGAUUUAUCCAAGCCCUUCCAGGGUCUAGGGUACGGUGGCACACCAAUGGCCUGUCUAGGCGAGACGAAGGUAUGCUGUCCUAGAUGACUAGAUACUCUCAGACGUAACGUCUCUUCAUAUUUAUCUUCUUUUGAUAUUUUAGCUGUUGAUGUUUCUUAACGUUUGACCAAAAAUAUGGCAAGUAAAUGCAAAAUUGAAAUUCCUCUGCUCGAAGGAGGAAACAAGGGGCCUAUUUUCAAAUAAUUCUUUGAUGCUAUCGCUGGUUAGGCUUGAAUUCUUUGAUGAUAUCUUGUAAAAAAACGCUUGAACCUUUACCCAAAAAAGUACUGCACAAUGUUCAGUUCCAAAUAAAUAGGUAGAUAUCAAGUUAUACAUCUAAAUAUCUGAUUUUUUUUUUCUGAAUUUGUAUGUAUGAACUCUUGGGUGAGUAUUUUCUAGUCCAAUAAGAUUUUAGUAAACAUUUUUUAGCCUUCAAACUUGGUAAUAAUUUUUUCAGGGAUUUUUUUUAGCCUAAUAAUCUUUGUCAAGUCAUUCGGCCCAGCCAGCCCCCGAUCUAGAAUGGAUUCGAUGGGAAUGUCACCGGUAUAUUUUCCAUACACAGAGAAUUAGGACUGAUAAUCUUCCAAUAAAGGUGAUGCUAUUUAGGACAGCAUUAUUUUCAUCCUUUUGAUCUGUUGUUCCUGAAAUUUAUGUCAUGUGAAGCCCAUGACAAUUCGCAAUUGAUCAAACUUAGCUUAAAAUAGUAUAAUUUCGAGUUUUGAAUAAGGGUAUACGGGUUUGGUUCUUUCCAUGGCUCUCCCCCACUCCUCAUCUCUUCCAUCGGCAUUUUAGCUGAAAAUUUUCUGUCCCCAUGGUACGAUCUGUGCAGGUUGAGGUCACAAUUUCUGGUUCAGAUGCAAGGGAGGAGGGCGCCGAACCUGAUGCCGCCACGCCCACAAAGGUUCUACCUCCAUGGAUGAUCAGGCAAGGAAUGAGCCUUUCAAGAGACCAACGUGGAGAGGCUGCUCCAAUGAACGCCAGCCCAGCACUCCUUGAUCAGAAGCAAGAAGAUGGAAAAGAGGGCACAGAGAGCUUGCAGGUGAAUGGAGAGAUCAACUCCUCCAAGUUAUUAUUACCGUCUGAUUCUCGGCAAUAAGCUGAGAAAUGACCCUUUUUUCUUGGCAUUUCUUCUGUCAUAGGAGGAGUAUGUUACAGCCUUUUACGAGGCCUAUGCUAAGAUGCAGAUGGAGUUGGCAGAGGCCGCCAAGAAGAAGGCAGAAGAGCCCGAAGUAUCUCAGCCAUUAAUACCCAUCCUUUCAAGCGAGGUCACUGCUGGAACCUCCUGCCGUCAAGUCGGUGUGAAGUCAAAGAGGGAGGAGCUCGAAUGGGAAGAAGCUCCGCCGAUAGGUAGAUGCAGACUGACUCAACCCGUCCUUCAUAAAUUUAUGACUUUCAGUUGAGGCUACUUCUACUACAACCACAGCAAGAUACCUCAUUACCGAUAAAAAAAAAAAGAAAAGGAAAAGAAAAGACGUGUUCCAGCCCUUCCCAUGAUGGGUAUUAACUGGACAUAUGAACUAGCAAUCCGAAUUUUUUUCAUCAUCUCCUUGUGGUGUCGACUUCUUUGCCGUGUAUUUGAGAAAGCCAUCUUCUUGCUGUUGCUGCUGCUGCUGCUUGUGUGUUGAUGGAUGCACCCACUGAUUCUGCAGGUUUUUCGGGUGAGCUUCCGCGAGCAGAUCGUUCGAGGGUUCGAGCUGAUGUCUCUGAAGAAGACGAGGAUGAAGAGCUAGUAUGGGAGGAAGGUUGA